Theobroma cacao (cacao) is the source of this 2266-nucleotide messenger RNA. RefSeq names its product transcription factor bHLH67-like. Gene Ontology annotation, biological process: guard cell differentiation; positive regulation of DNA-templated transcription; stomatal complex development. Gene Ontology annotation, molecular function: protein dimerization activity; DNA-binding transcription factor activity. The record is from RefSeq and is a predicted model, not a curated record. Gene Ontology annotation, cellular component: nucleus. Lineage: Eukaryota; Viridiplantae; Streptophyta; Magnoliopsida; Malvales; Malvaceae.
CCAAUAAUGCUUCGGACCUUGUAAACCAGACAACCUCCCUCCUCUCUCUCCUCUCUGCUAAGUCUCACCAACUCUCCCAGUCCCAAAUACAAUCCUGUAUAUCUUCUCGCUCUCACUUGGGUAUUUUCCACCCUUCGUUUCUCACCGCAUCUGUUUCUCGUUUCCAUUUUCUUCACCAUUGUUUUACCCCAGCUUCAAGUUGCAUUUCUACUCUGGUGACUUUUUCCUCUUUCUAGUUCUCUCCUUCUUUCUAUCUGUGAGAGUUCUUCAAAGCAUUUAAUAUUAUUCCAUUUCGGAGUGUUAGCAGCACCAGAAACUAAGGAAUAAAUUGUGUUUCUGUAUGGGGUCUUCAUCUACUUCUUCGGAGGUUACAUUUAUUACUUGUUUUGUUUUGUUAGCAUCACUAUGGAAUGUUGGUAACUAAGAAAGAAAGAGAGAGAGAGAGAGAGAGAUACAGAACGAGAAAGAGACAGAAUUUAAGGCAUCACUUCAACUACUUACUACUACUAAGCUGUUAUGGAGAGGCUCCAAGGGCCAAUUAAUCCUUGUUUCUUAGAAGAGCAUUUGGAAGUGGAAUACUUAGAACAAGGAUUUGUUAACUCAGAGAGUUUAAGAUUUGGGGAGGAAGAAGAAGCACACUUUUCAAUACCAAGCUUAGAAGACAAAAUGCCAUUCCUUCAGAUGCUUCAAAGUGUGCAAUCCCCUCAACUUUUUGCCUUCAAAGAACCCAACUUUCAGACACUUUUGAGACUGCAACACUUGAAGAAGCCUUGGGAGAUAAACAACAACCCUUUCAUCCCGGAAAUGGAAACCCAAAUUCAAGCCCUAGAGCUUGAAAGCUGUGUCACCCAUGAAAUAUUUGACUUACAGUCACCAGUCCAAUCUGAGACCAAAGACCUUAAAAAAAACCCACAUUCAAUUUCAUGCUUUGAAGUUGUCAGCGCCGAGUCCAACCAAGACCAACCAAAGUCAGCAACAGCGGACAAUUGUAGUAGAGAAGGCAACUCUGGCUCUUCACCUCCAAAAAGCUUCACAAAAUCCCCUCCCAUCACUAGAGAACGAAGAAAGCGAAAACGAACAAGGCCAGCCAAGAACAAAGAAGAAGUUGAGAGCCAACGCAUGACCCACAUUGCAGUUGAACGCAACCGUAGACGUCAAAUGAACGAUUAUCUCAAUUCUCUCCGCUCUCUCAUGCCUCCGUCUUAUAUCCAAAGAGGUGACCAAGCGUCUAUUAUAGGGGGUGCAAUUGACUUUGUUAAGGAACUAGAGCAACUUCUACAAUCCCUGGAAGCGCAAAAGAGAAUGAGAAGAAUUGAAGAAAGCAGCAAUAGUAAUAAUUCAGUGGCAAAGUCCGCAAUGGAAAUUUCACAGCCGGAGACUGGAAUGGGAUCUGAAGAUGGGAAUUGCGGUGAGGAAAUCAAGGCCGAAAGCAAGUCAGGUGCAGCUGAAAUAGAGGUUAAUGUAACACACAACCAUGUCAACUUAAAGAUUCAGUGUUCAAGAAGACCUGGUCAGUUGUUACAAGCCAUUGUCACCCUGGAAAGUCUUAGAUUAACAGUUUUGCAUCUCAACAUUACCUCUUCUCAAGCUUCUAUUCUUUACUCCUUCAAUCUCAAGAUGGAGGACGAUUGUAAGCUAAGAUCAGCGGAUGAGAUAGCAGCAGCAGUUCAUCAAAUAUUCAGCUAAAUUCAAACGGUAAAAAAAAAAAAAAAGAAAAAGAUUUGGUCAUUAGGUAGCUGACUUGAUUCCUGAAGGGUACAGUAGGGUUAGAAAAAGAGAAGACCAAAGAAAAGGUAAAAAGGGAAAAGGUACCAAAAAAAAAAAAGUAAGAAUGGGCCUUUGGGUUAAGAAGAAAGGAAACAGAGGGGACCUUCCACUGUGUCCAUUCAAAGCAAUGUUUUGUACCACAAGACAAUUCAGGACAGAGCCCUUGAUGUUUACAGCUUAACUUAAGAAACUUCCCCUGUUUAUGACUAAUUAUGACUACUUAUAUUAGAAUGAUAAAUAUGUAUAUGUAAUUCUUGUUUAGCUCGUUCCUUUUCUUUGGUAUUUCGAUGGAAGAUUAUUUAGUUUUGGUGGUGACUGGGAAGGUUGAGGUGGUGGGGGCCAUUGGUUAGCCAGCGUGCCCUGGAUGAAGGGGGCUUCAUUUAAGUUUGAAACUUUGUAUUUCUAAAUCUCAUGAUUACACUUUUGCGAAUGAUGCUGCCCUUUUUAUGUUGACUUUGGGGUGUCCGUAUGUAUGGACAUGGAUGUUUUCAUCAUUAUA